AUGUCUGGAUUCAUCAAACCAAGUUUGUCAAAAAAUGAAACUUCAUCACAUCUAAAUCAAUCAAUCAAACAUCUUGGAAAUUCCACUGGAAAUUUAACUUCAAGUUCUAUUUCAACCUCAACAACCAAACUAUCUCAUACCAAUCUUAGUGUGAUGAAUACGAUUCGUAGUAGAGAUUUAAGUGUAGCUCAAUCCAUCACUAUUUUUCAAUUUUUGGUUUUCUUUAUUUCAUUUCUAUUUGGAAUCCAAUUUAUCAUUCGUAGAUUAUCAAAACCAAGAUUACUUCAAGGUUGGAGUUUACAAAGAUCAGAUGAAAAAUCAAAUCAAAUCGAAUUCCAAUCAAAUCCUACGAUCUCAUCUUCACUAAACCAGCUAAAUCCUAAACCACUUCAUCCUACUUCAUUUUUUAUCAUUUUGAAGUAUUGGUCAUUUAAACUUAAUCUUCAAUCUUGCUUCAAGUAUACCGGUUUAAGUUGUUUUCAAAUCUCAUUUUUCUUGUUAUACUUUGCUACUAUUUUAGGAGGACUUGCAUAUGAAAACCUUAGUAUUAUGACCAUGAGUAGAUUGUUUAGAAGGUUUGGUUUGAUGGCUAUCGUUCAAUUACCUUUACUUUUUGUUUUGUCUAUGAGGAAUAAUCUUUGUGGGCUCUUUGGUAAAGGUUAUGAAAGUGUAAAUGUUUUACAUAGAUGGGUUGGACGCUCUUUGGUACUAUGUGCUCUUGGACAUGGGAUCAUGAUUCUUAAAUUACAAGUGGCUCCAAUCUCUGUAGUACUAUCAAGACCAGUUUUCUUAAAUGGAUCGAUUUCACUUGCGAUUUUACUUUUAAUCUUUAUUAGUUCUUUAUCACCUAUUAGGAAACGAAUUUAUCAAGUUUUCAAAUUCAUUCAUAUCUCAGGUUUUCCUCUUUUGCUUUUUGCUCUUUGGAGACAUACUCCGACAACCCAUUCAUAUGUCUAUGUAUCAGCUGGUUGUGUAAUCCUAGAUCGUUUGUUGAGGUUAAUCAAUACGAGAUGGAGAAAAGCACAUUUUACUUCUUUACCUGGAAGUGUCACUAUGAUUGAAGUCACAGAAACAGGUACAGGAUGGAAAGCAGGUCAACAUGUCUUUUUGAGAGUUUAUUCACCAAAAUAUAUUCUCGAACAGCAUCCAUUUACCAUUGCGAAUGCUCCUGCGAGUUAUUCUCCAUAUGGGAGUAACAACACGCUGAUUCUAGUCACCAAAGCGCAUGGAGAUUACACUAGGAAAUUACAUGACAUAGGUCUAACAAAGGCUGCACUAGAACCUGAAUGGUCUGCAGGUUAUGAAAGUUCAAUGUAUAGUGGUAGUCAAGAUAUGGAAGGAAAAGGUGGCGAAGCUUAUGAUUUUGCACAUGAUGAUAGUCAAUUAUUAGUUUCAGUUGAAGGCCCUUAUGGGACUAUGAGUCUUGAUAUGAGAUCACAUGAAACGGCUGUCUUGAUUGCUACUGGGAUUGGCAUCACAUUUUGCAUGUCUCUAUUAGAAGAGAUUGUAGGUUCACGUUUGAGAGGAGUCGGUGCUACUCGAAAUAUCAUCAUAGUCUGGUCCUUGAAAGAUAUAGAUAUGGUAGAAGCUUUUCUGAAUCCAAUUCAGGAAACUUUGAGGGUAGCUCGAGCACUUGAAUUACGAGUUUGUUUAAGAUUACACAUAACAGCUUCAAUGGGAACCUUUACACCCGAACCGAUGCCUGAAUUAUAUUUGAUUCAUUCGAGACCAGAUAUGGAAGAACUUUUUCAAGAUUCAAUUACUACUACCAUUGCAGAAGUCGAAUCUAGAAAGGUUUUGAGAGGUGAUGGGAUUGGUGUAGCAGUUUGUACUGGAGUCAAUUCUUUAAUUAUCGAUAUACAAAAUACUAUCUCGAAGAUCGGUUUAAAUGAAGUUAAAAAGGUUGGAGGGAUUGAAUUACAUUUGGAGAGAUUUGGAAAUGGAUAA
Messenger RNA from Melampsora larici-populina 98AG31, 1947 nucleotides. RefSeq lists its product as uncharacterized. Gene Ontology annotation, biological process: intracellular iron ion homeostasis; iron ion transport; copper ion import. The coding region runs from base 1 to 1947 and encodes 648 amino acids. Gene Ontology annotation, cellular component: plasma membrane. The record is from RefSeq and is a predicted model, not a curated record. Gene Ontology annotation, molecular function: ferric-chelate reductase activity. Lineage: Eukaryota; Fungi; Basidiomycota; Pucciniomycetes; Pucciniales; Melampsoraceae. The transcript is spliced from 17 exons.